Messenger RNA from Daphnia magna, 3011 nucleotides. RefSeq names its product 5-hydroxytryptamine receptor 2B-like. The coding region runs from base 313 to 1452 and encodes 379 amino acids. Gene Ontology annotation, cellular component: membrane. Gene Ontology annotation, biological process: G protein-coupled receptor signaling pathway. The record is from RefSeq and is a predicted model, not a curated record. Lineage: Eukaryota; Metazoa; Arthropoda; Branchiopoda; Diplostraca; Daphniidae. The transcript has a single exon. Gene Ontology annotation, molecular function: G protein-coupled receptor activity.
UCAACGGCUGUAUGCCACCGUAUAUAUUAUCUAUCAGUCUCCAAAAGACACAUCCACAAAGCACUCGGUGGACAGAGAUCCGGUGCUUCUUCCGCCAGCGCUACAGGUGACUUGUGUGUGAGUUUUAGAUUUAAAGUAAAAUCCAAAAUCAAGUUGUUACUUCCCCACUGGACAAAGAAACAUCAACUCAAAGUCUAUCAAAGGGUAUCUGUACAGCUUAUGCGCGUAUAUUAUUUGUGUGUGUGUGCCUUUAACAGUACUUUCAUAUUCGUUUACUCGAUUCAUUUUUGCGUCUCCCACUUAAAACGAAAAAUGAACGCCAGUGGCAGCCAUCAGUUAGAUAUUAUUUUAACACCAAACGGAGAGGUGCAAAAACCAAUUUCUUUGGACAUCUUCUUGAUAAUCACUAAACUCAUCAGCGCUUUCAUCGGAAUACCUCUCAACACCUUCAUCGUCCUCAUUAUCAUCCGUUUACGUCGACUUCACAGCAAACCUCGUAAUAUUUUCCUACUGGCCAUGAUUAUCUCCAACUUGUUGCUCUACUUCCCAUCUCUCAUUGAAUUGAUUUAUUGGUUUUUGCCGCUAGAAAAUGUGUGUCGAUCUUACGUGGCUGUUAUUGGUUUGCCGAAUGCUAUUCUCUUGUGGAACAUGUUCCUAGCUCUAGCCGACAGGUACGUCGCUAUCAAGUAUCCGUUGAAGCACAGGGAGAAAGUGACCGUCCGUCGCGCAAUUGUUUUUCUUUUUAUCAGCACUGCUGUGCUGAUAUUCAUCAUGAAGUUCAUUUUCAUCGUUGGACUUGCACCAAUCGGCUGCGAAAUAUGGUUCGUUCAUAGUAAAGUGAUUGGGACGACCGUAUUUGUGCUGUUUGCAUCGUGCAUCGUUACUCACUUCAUCGUCUACCGACAAACGAAGAUGCUUCUCCAAGAAUCACGAAGAGUAAAGCCUAAGACAAGCUAUAAAGGAAAGAGCGUCACGCAAGCAGAGCGUAACGAAAUGUUUAAUGAGCCUGUCGAUCAGCAAAUCGUCACGAGGGACAUUGAGUCGAUUAACCCAGAAAUUGGCGGACUUCAUGCGGAAGCAAAUCCAGCGGCAGCAGAAAAUCAAGCGAGAGCCAUCGUCACUAAUGAUUCACAUCAUUCUAAUACCAGUAUGGUUAUCCACGUGAAUAUUGGGACCCUCAGUCAAAUGGAAAUGGAAGCUACACGAACUUUGAUUGCCGGUGUGACGUCGUUAUUUGUCAUGGCGAGCCCUCCUUUACUUUUCUUCUUGAGUGUUUUUCUUUGUCGACUGACCGGACGUCCGGAAUGUACUAGUAUGACCUGGCUGGCUCCGUAUUUUCGGGAAGUCACCUCAGUCUGGGCAGUUUACAAUCCACUGUUAUGGCUUUUCAGGAAUGGCGAAUUGUGGCUAGUUUUGAAAACGAAAAUCGACAGUUUUUCGAAGAAUCAUUAGAAUUACAUAUAUUCGUGAAUACACGUUCUUAUGUUGCCAAAUUCAGGCAUAUAUUUCUCUGAAGAAAUCCCUGCUUUGCUAGAAAAGAGGCUUUACAUUUGAUUCUGAGCUAACCCUGAAGCUCAAGGACUUGUUUUCUUACCAUCGAGCAAUCCAAGAUUAGACCAGAAGAGCCUUUCUAUUUUUGCCUUACUUAGACAAUAAAUUUGGCUGAAUCGACGAAUUUUACUCAGAUUGCAUGAUACUAAUCUCCAGCACAAUGUAGACCAAUAAAUAAAUGGGUUUCACUAAAUUCAGCCUACUAGACGACGAUAAAAACACAAAUCUAUAAUAAGUAUGUAUGGCCACCUUAAAUUGAGGAGUUAAUACGCAUCCCUCAGAAAAAAUUUAAUAAUAAUCCCAAGGUAAAAUAAAAAAUUGCUGUUUAAUGAAUCCAGCUUAUUCGUUCAACUCAACGUCAAACUCGCAUUUGUGCCAAGUUAUUAGAUACACGAAUCGAUGGUGAAAGUUACUCAUCAUCAGCGGUACGUUUACGAUAGAAAUUUUUCCUUUCAAGUGGACUUUUCUUUAUUCAUUGGUGGUGUCUGGUUUUUUAACAUCAGAAAAAUCUGCUAUCGCAAUAUUUUCGUAAUCCCCCGUAAUCCCAAUCUUUCUUUCGACGAACUUCAUAUGUGAGGGUUUUACAUCAAUUUUCAGGUGUUUUUGUGUUUACCUUCUAAGCCGAUUACUGACUGAAAAUCAAAUUCUGCUGUUGAUGUCUGAACGGUUGUCGAGUAUCUUUUGAAUUGCUUUCUUCGUCGACUCCUUACCCACUGGUUUCUUAGAAUCCUUAUAUGCAAAACCGAGUCAACUAUCGAGUGCCAUAUCAUAUGGCACUCGAUAGUUGUGCCAUUGAGAGUAGUCGCAUGUGGCCCAUAUGCGACUAUACUCUCAAUGGCACUUUCAAUCGGAUGGGCCUCAGCUAUAUCGCUGGCAUCUUAGGCCUGAUGUUAUGGUUUCACCUGAUGCCUCAAUCUCCGGUGUCAAUGCGAUAUCUUCUUACACGUCCUCGGGAGCAUCAGACUUUUCAGCCUUCGACUUGCGUUCCAUCGCGUCUGCAUUUGAUGUUAUUCAAUUUCUCAUCAUCUGGAUUUGUAGGGUGUGAAAAACUGGAUCAACCACUGAGUGUCACAAACGAAUCCAAUUCUUCAACAGGCUUUUUAAUUGUCCAGUUAUUCUGGAUGGAAAAUUAGAUCCACCACCGAAUGUCGCACUCAACUUGUCGAAAAAGUGCACCUUUCUUGUCCGUUUCGUUGUCUUUCUUGCUGCGCAACACUGUGUGAAAACGCUUGUCGUAAUUGGCCGCGAGGUUUGGGUCUGGUUUUGAACGGUUUCAAUUUCACACUGGGUUUUGAUCCGGGCAAUGAAGUUUUUGGGUAACGACUAGCUUUUGCCUGUUGAUUUUUGCCGAGCUAUUUCAGUGUGGGCGGAGUAGUUUUCCCUCAGUGGGAUAAGGACAGCAUUGGCAGAAUCAACCGAUACUGACGAAGCGUUCUCUUCCGGGAUGAUCGGCUUAACGA